AUGUCACAAAAUAAGAAUAAAAAAAUAUAUUUGCGGCCAAAUGAUGAUGUUGAAUCUGGCUCGAGUAUUAAUGAAGAAAGUGAUGAAUUCGAGGAUGAAGCAUCCGAAACUGAAAUUACAAAAGCAGAAACUUCAUUAGGUUCUGCUUCAGUCGAGGAGUUGGAAGAAGAUGAAGAAGACGAUAGCUCUUCCAAUUGUUAUGAAGAAGACAUUGAAAGUGUAGAAGCAGUUGAGGCUCGUCGUAAAAAACUUCCAAAAUCUAUUGUAGAUGACCAAUUUUUCAAUCUGACAGAAAUGGAAGCAUUUUUGGAUGCUCAAGAUAAAGUUGAAGAAGAACAACGUAAGAAUCCUGAACGUAAUUUGGGUGAUUUUGACAUUGCAAAAGAGAUGGAUUCAAUAAUUCAAUCUUAUGAGGAAGAAAAUUUGAAGCCAAGGAAUUGGGUUUUACAAGGAGAAGUUGUCGGUGAAGAACGCAAAACUGAUGAAUUAUUAGAACAUUUAGUUGACGUUGAUUAUCAAUUUUUUGAUGAUGUUGUUCGCAAGUUUCGUGAAAAUGAAGCAGCUCUGGUACCAACAGUCUACCGAAAUCAAACAGAAAUUGAACAAAAUGUUAGAAAAUCUUUGGCUGAAGUUUAUGAAGAUAAAUUGUCUAACGCUCAAAAGGAAGAUAAACAACAAGAAAAGAUUACUGCUGAAUUGGAUCCACAAACAGCUGAGAUUCAAAAAGAUAUGAAUUCACUUUUUCUAAGUUUGGAUGCUUUGAGUCAUUUCCAAUUUCGGCCACAGAUAUUACGAACUGAGGCAAAAAUUGUUAAUAAUAUGCCAAGUCUUCGAGUAGAAGAAGUUGGUCCAACAGCAACUACAGAACCGGAUGUUAACUUAUUGGCACCGGAAGAAAUUGUACGGAGGACUAAAGCAGUACCAAAAUCUAAAAUAGAACGGACUGAAACCGACAAAAAGAGGGAACGCAGACAUAAGAAGAAGCGACAACAUGUUAUUGCUUCAAUAAAUGCCAUAAAUGGGAAAAAUCGGGAUGAAACAAACGAUGGGAAACCGGUCAAAAGAAGGCGAUUUGAGAAAAAACUGAACUUUGCCGCUGAUAUGGAUGCAUUGUUUGAAAAAGCGAGUAAAAUGGGAAAGAAAAUUAGAACCAAGGGAAUUGAAAGAACAAAAAUGGUUGAUAUUUAA
Messenger RNA from Meloidogyne enterolobii, 1188 nucleotides. Lineage: Eukaryota; Metazoa; Nematoda; Chromadorea; Rhabditida; Meloidogynidae. The record is from the annotation of a GenBank genome assembly.